Messenger RNA from Penicillium digitatum Pd1, 1965 nucleotides. RefSeq lists its product as uncharacterized. Gene Ontology annotation, cellular component: plasma membrane. Gene Ontology annotation, biological process: potassium ion transmembrane transport. Lineage: Eukaryota; Fungi; Ascomycota; Eurotiomycetes; Eurotiales; Aspergillaceae. The record is from RefSeq and is a predicted model, not a curated record. Gene Ontology annotation, molecular function: potassium ion transmembrane transporter activity.
AUGCUGUGCGGUGGAGACCGUGAGAAGGGGGAUGUAGCCAUGGAGGAAAAAUGGGACUAUGUGAACCUGGACGACUUUAAAUCCGAGUCCUGCCUAACACCCUUCUCAUAUUUCUUCAUAUGGGUGCUCCUAUUUAUCUCGAUUGCAGUCUACGGUGUCGAUACAUUCACUGCAAUCAAUUUGCUGGCUUUCUCACGAUGGUCCGGCAGAGUACAACCAGCCAUCCCCUUCAAUAUCUCCCGCUGGAUCUUCGCUGCCUGCAUUAUUGCUUCGCUUGUUCUUUUGGCCUAUCGAUGGAUUCAUGCCAUCCGCGCCAUCCGCUCGGGUAGUAUUACUCGUAGCUUUCUGGACCCGCUGGCUGUGCGUAUCCAGAGUGUUCGCUUCGGCCAGCGGGGUCGUGGAUACCGGCGAUUCCUUGUCUUCGCUGAAUUAACUAAAAACAGGAAAGCAGCAGAGUACGUUGCUCUCUAUGCAUACUUUUCAUUCCAGUUCUGGAUGAACACGAUCUUCGCAGAUGGUCCGCGUCAAGUUCUCAAUGCUAUCACUCUCUACUCGGUCAUGCAAAUGGACCUUAUGCCUGGAGGAAAAAAUGCAGCCCAUGACGAUGGAAAUUCCUCGGUUGUUCAAUUCUUUCACAACGUGAAGAUUUUGGCCGAAGAUAACACCCUUCAAGCUGUGGUCUUGUUUGGUAUGCUUUUUACCCUGAUCGUUUGGGUCAUCUCGGUUCUCAAGUUGAUGUCGGCGAUCGUACUCUACUUGAUCUUCCUUUUUCACCACAUCCCAGCGGAAGACGGGAGUCUUUCGAGGUACUGUCGUCGGAAGGUUGGUCAACGUCUAAAGCGCAUCGUGCACCGCAAGAACAAUAAGGCUCUGGCAAAGGGACUUAAGUUACAGAACCGAGCACCCACUCAGCCAAUGCUGGCCACGGUUUCAAACCCAAGUCUGCCAUCUCUCUCUGGAGACAAGGUUCCCACCGUGGCUUCGCUGUCGCGAAGUACCACGGAGACUACUUUGCCGCCUUACUCGCGAUCGAAUCUGUCGGCGCUGGCGCAAAACCCGACACUGCCGAAUUUGGAGUUCGAUGCUAAACCAACACUCGCUCGAACCGGAACUUCAACUUCAGCAAUUUCAGAGACCGUUUCACUGACUGGCAAUGCGGCCGGAAUGGGAUACACUCCUCUUGAUGGCCGGAACCCAACGCUCCCGACGCUUCCCCCUGUCCCUCCCUUGCCGCCUACCAUUCCAUCACGCAUGGCCACUCCUCAAUCUCGAGCGAGUCCUGUGCCGUAUGGCAAUGGCGAUCGUAAUAGCCCUGGCCCUGGAUAUCGCAACCUGACUGAUAGCUCUGAUUCUCGACCAAAUCAGAGCCACACCCCAAUGCCUGAUUAUGUUUCGACUGACAUGCACGCUUCCGAUGAUUACGAUGAUUUCAACCAUGACCAUGUGCGUGCUCACUACAACCCCUACAGUCCUCCGAGGGGUACAUACGGCGAAGAGGAUGAAUACGGACAAAUUUUCGAAGCUCCAGGUGGCCAGAGAGGCGCGCCUUCUGAACAGCAAGAUUAUUACUCACAGGAUCCAUAUUUGACAAGAUCCUGUGCGUCGGCCAGUACCGGCGAGAUGCCUACUCCUUAUCGACACACCCCGGCAAAUACCGAUGGCACUCCUGUUCCCUAUGAAUGCAAUGCCCCGGCAAGCUACCAAACCAUGCUUCCCCCACAAGCAGCCACGUACACACCGCCUUCACCUAGGAUGUACACUUCAGCGAAAUCGGCAACCACCGCUUCUCAAACUGGUGGCUAUAUAGCUUUCAACCCGUCCAUGGCCUAUAACGCACCCCAGACUCACCCCCGUGGGGCUCCUGGCCCGUCUAGCUGUACUCGAGCAAACACUGCCUCGCCCUCGGCCAUGCAUCGCGGUCCACCGGGACACACAUUCAAUCGCGCAAACACCCACCAAUAUUGA